Messenger RNA from Cucumis melo (muskmelon), 1026 nucleotides. RefSeq names its product protein PHOTOSYSTEM I ASSEMBLY 2, chloroplastic. The record is from RefSeq and is a predicted model, not a curated record. The transcript has 5 exons. NCBI's taxonomy places the organism in Eukaryota, Viridiplantae, Streptophyta, Magnoliopsida, Cucurbitales, Cucurbitaceae. Bases 336 to 881 code for a protein of 181 amino acids.
AGUUCCCUAUGCCCAAUUGUCGACUAUACUGUAUCUUUGCAUUGUUGCAUACUUCUAUCCACCAUCUCCUCUGUUCAAUGAAUUGUUUUCUGUUUUGCCCAUUCAGUUGUUUCUUACUUAUCAGUGGAAGAAUGUGAUUUCUCUUUUUGGUUGAAAAGCUGAUUUUUCUUCGGUCGUUUCACUUUUGUGGACUGUUUUUGUAAUCUUAUCCCUUUCUUCUCGAGUUUCAUUGUGGUGUUUGUCGUCCUCAUCUCCAAUUGUUAUUUCGGAUUAUCUUAAUCUUGCUCUGUCAAAUGUUUUGUGCUGCCUGAUUUGCUUAUAUUCGUCUUCCCUUUAUGCUCUGUGAUAAUACUAUCUUACUCAGCUGGGUAACCACAUGCGUUAGAACUACAAAUUUACUACCAACUAACUCAAAGCCUGUUGUACUUCAUUUGACAUCGAAUUCUGAUGAUGAAAGCUGCAGUACUGGAGAUUCAAGAACACCAUCAAAACCGCUAAAAGGAACUCAAAACUUGAUUUCUCGUCGAUGGUGCCUCACAUGUUUAUGUUCAUCUGUGACAUUGAUGAAGAAUUAUGGGGGCACGACUGAAGCUAUUGCAAAUACCAUGGAUGGAAAACCUGUGUGCCGAAAUUGUGGAGGAAGUGGUGCCGUACUUUGUGACAUGUGCGGUGGUACAGGGAAAUGGAAAGCUCUAAAUAGAAAACGGGCUAAAGAUGUCUAUGAGUUUACAGAAUGUCCAAAUUGUUAUGGUAGAGGAAAACUUGUAUGCCCUGUUUGUCUAGGAACUGGUUUACCGAACAACAAAGGUCUCCUAAGAAGGCCCGAUGCACGACAAUUGCUCGAUAAGAUGUACAACGGUCGCUUAUUACCAAAUUACUGAACUUCAUCUCUCCAUGUCCAUAGUUGGUAAUAGAUGUAUAACUUGUUUCUAGUUGGUAGAAGUUACCUAAUUGCGGCUUUUGUCAUGGUUGCUUCACGACGGAGUUCAAUGAGUGGAAAAACAUAGCUAUGGAGUUGGACGGCAA